Molecule: messenger RNA, 318 nt
Organism: Macrosiphum euphorbiae (potato aphid)
Lineage: Eukaryota; Metazoa; Arthropoda; Insecta; Hemiptera; Aphididae
Source: the annotation of a GenBank genome assembly
AUGUCUACGCCAGAAGAUAACAUGAAAUACGCAAAAACCGGCAACCGGUAUUACACAGAUACUCCGGCCGCCACCGUGAAGCGGGCUGCGGAAAAAGUCGAAGAGUUUUCGACCGACUUGAACACAAAACUCCAAUAUCUGAUACAGCUGGUGGAAGAAAACAAAUACACGUGGUACCCGUUCGCCAUGUUGGCGUUGGCCACGGUCCCCGUGAUUAUAGUUCUGUGUCAACACGCCAUAGGUAAUAUGAUAAAAGCGUUUGUAAUCAUAAUUUACGCGCUGAUGUUGGCCAUGACUUUGUUUUUAUUCCGGAAAUGA